UAAAAAAAGUUGUAAGUUCUUUGAACGAGAUCAGAAAUGGGACGUUAGCCAUCUGCUUCGUAGUUCGUACUGCUCUAACUAACGAUGCAUUUUUUGAAACUGUAAGAAUUGGACCUGCUUCGCCACCACACCAAUGAACCGUCCUCUGAAAAGCUUUUUUCAGUUAUCUAGUGGCAUUCCCAUAUGCUUGAUUUGCCAUUUCUGUGUCUGAAUAGCAGAAAUAUCGGCAAUCUGAGAUGCCUUCAUCUCCCAAAUACUUCACAGCCCGCCCAUUCACCCACUCAUAUUCUCGCAGAUCCACGGCCCUCAUCCUGAUCUUCUUGAUCGGCCUCGCCGGGUUUUUGAUUGCGCUAAUCGCUAUUUCGAGACAAGGAUUCGGGUACAGAUGUGAAUCCAAAGAGCCCAGAUCAGUUUCGGUUGUCUGGGAUAGAAGCAGCGGGAUGCCGAGCAGUGGCGGUGUUGAUGGAGAGCGAAAGAGACACAAAGUAAUGGGCUUUGUCGGGGUCCAAACUGGGUUCGCAUCCGCAGCUCGCCGGCGGGCCCUCCGGCAGACUUGGUUUCCCUCAGAUCACCAAGGGCUUCAAAAGCUGGAAGAGUCUACUGGUUUGGCUUUUAGGUUUAUUAUUGGUAGAACUAGCGAUAAAUCAAAGAUGUCCGAGCUUAGAAGGGAGGUUUCACAGUAUGAUGAUUUUGUGCUGUUAGACAUUGAAGAAGAGUACAGUAAGCUCCCAUACAAAACUUUAGCUUUUUUUAAAGCUGCAUACGCGCUUUAUGAUUCAGAGUUUUACGUCAAAGCUGAUGAUGACAUAUACUUACGACCAGAUCGCCUGUCUUUACUAUUGGCCAAAGAACGUUCUCACUCGCAAACAUACCUUGGGUGCAUGAAAAAGGGCCCAGUUUUCACUGAUCCCAACCUCAAAUGGUAUGAGCCAUUAUCGAAAUUGCUUGGAAAGGAAUACUUUUUACAUGCUUAUGGUCCUCUUUAUGCUCUUUCUGUUGAUGUUGUUUCUAGCCUAGUUGCACUUAGGAACAACAGUUUCCGAAUGUUCAGCAAUGAAGAUGUUACCAUUGGCUCUUGGAUGCUUGCAAUGAAUGUCAACCAUGAGCAUGAUCAACAGCUAUGCCAAACCCAGUGUACCGCCACAUCUAUUGCUGUAUGGGAUAUUCCCAAGUGUUCAGGACUGUGUAACCCUGAGAAGAAGAUGCUGGAACUCCAUGCAAAAGACAUAUGUUCAAAGAGCCCUACUUUACCUACCGAUGAAGAUGAUUAAUAACUCCAUCUUGUGCCAAUACACGAUAAGAUUGAAUGCAGAUUGGUAACCACAACUUCAUUUUGUAUCUAUCCUUUUAACCUUUACUGUUAUGUUCACACAAGUAGAAGUAGGUAUGAUUGUGUGUAAUGGUUUUGCACUGAACAUUUCUUGAUAGAAAUAUGAUACACAGACGGAGGCAAACAACAUAUUAUAUCAGUAUAGGCUGUAUGUACUUGAAAAAAAGAAAUUGUCGUGGGUAGCAACAUGGAUUACCUAGCCUUCAUAAGGACCAGAUGAGCAAUUUAUGGGGGUUAAUAUUGUCAUUCCAUUGUAAGUUGUAACAGACUAUUUUGUAAUGUAAUAUGUACUUGUUAUAAGCUUCAAUUUUAUUGAAUCUGAAUUUUGAGUCUGUUCUUUUGCACUACUCAAGUAUUUGAGCUGUAGUACUUGUUUGGUCUAUAAUAGCUGCAUCUACUACUGCGAAAAUGUGACAAGAACAACAUCAACGUCAUCCCGUUGAUGCCGGUUAACUCAUUGGCGUAUUUUCCACAACAAAAUGCUUGCAUCUCUGCGAUACUUUAAACAAAUACUCCAUGUACUAUUUUUGCAAUCUUCUAUUUCAUGCUGGUACGGUGGUACCUACCAUUUCAGAGGUUUAUAUAUUAUGCAUUUAG
Molecule: messenger RNA, 1927 nt
Organism: Cuscuta epithymum
Lineage: Eukaryota; Viridiplantae; Streptophyta; Magnoliopsida; Solanales; Convolvulaceae
Source: the annotation of a GenBank genome assembly